This is a messenger RNA of Colletotrichum truncatum, 930 nucleotides long. RefSeq lists its product as uncharacterized. The record is from RefSeq and is a predicted model, not a curated record. NCBI's taxonomy places the organism in Eukaryota, Fungi, Ascomycota, Sordariomycetes, Glomerellales, Glomerellaceae.
AUGUUGGCAUCAUUGCUAGCAGCGGCCCUGGGCCUCGCUAUGGGCAUCUCGGCACAAGAAGUAUCUUGUUAUGCACCCAAUGGAGACGUCGCCAACAACUUGACCUAUGUUCCUUGCAACAAACUCGGAAUCACCCAAAGGGGUGUCUUUUCUAGCUGCUGUGCUCUGGAUGGACCCCCUGAUGAACGCGACAUCUGCUCCACAUCCGGCCUGUGUAUCAACCGUCAAAGCCAGCCUCAGAGAGGUUUCUGCACUGAUCCUACCUGGAAGAGCAAGGCCUGCGUUAGCGUCUGCAUGGAUGAACAGUCUGGCGGAACUGCUUCCAACUCGAGCUUCAUGACCGCGUGUAACGACGGCACUGCCACCUACUGCUGCGGAAGAUCAAACACCACCUGCUGCGGUACCGAGCAUGCGAUUACGAUCCAGACCCAGGAAUCAGUGUGCACAGCGAACACGACGAACGACAGGGCUAAUAGCAACGACGAUGCCUUGAAAGGCGCCACCAUUGGUCUCGGCGUUGUCGCCGGCGUGUCUCUCCUGAUUGGUCUCAUCUCUACUUUCUGGCUCUGGAAGCAGAACAAGUCGCUCAAGAAGCAGCUGGCCGAAAAGCCAGAGCCGGCUCCGCCGACGAACCCUCACACCCCGGCUCAGACACUCGUUGAGCCGCAGAUGACUGGCAACCAAAGCUCGUACGGAGCGCCAUCACCGGGUCUGUACAAGUCAACCUACAGCGCAUCGCCUCGAGAGUCGGAGUUCAACCAUGGAAAUAUUCACAGAUACUCGGAACUGGAUGCAUCCGCAGCUACAGCUAGGAGUGAAAUGGGGUCGCCUACACCGUAUGAGCAGCAGUUUCAGCAACAGGGUCGCGACUCUCCUAUACCUGAAACUUACACAAGCUCGGUAAACUCACCAUACACGCAACCGCGAUGA